Arachis duranensis is the source of this 846-nucleotide messenger RNA. RefSeq lists its product as uncharacterized. The transcript has 2 exons. The record is from RefSeq and is a predicted model, not a curated record. Lineage: Eukaryota; Viridiplantae; Streptophyta; Magnoliopsida; Fabales; Fabaceae. Bases 309 to 605 code for a protein of 98 amino acids.
CUCUGUUCUUGAGUGAUACGUUGCUUCUCUGCUUUAUCCUUGCUUCCUCAAUAACUAAUCUCUUCCAUUAACAAGCUUCGUUCCCUUUCUCUAUCAAAUUCUUCUUCUGUCGAUCUCUAUUGAAUUUUCCUCCAAACAAAACUCUUUGAAUUGAUCAUUGAGCUCGUGAUUGUGUGAAAUCCACCUCACGGAUUCAGAUUUGAGAUUCGUUACUCGGAUUCUUUCAUUCGUUCUCUCUUUUUUUUUGGCGUUAAAAUUUUUUAUUGGUAAGCUGUCACAGUCCACACUAUUAGAACUUGGAAUUUAUUAUGGGGAGCAACAAGGCACCAAGUUGGUCUGACCAAUGGGGAAGUGGUGGAUUUGGGAGUGAUGACUAUGGUGAUGAUCACCAUAAUGAGAAGAUGGACAAGAGUGGGAGCAGCAAGAAGAUGGCGGAUGCCAAGGCGGUAGCGUCGGCCGGGAUGGACAAGGCCAAGACAGCCGCGUUGGUCGGAGCUGACAAGGCCAAGGCGGCUGCCGUGGUGAGUGCCAUGAAGGUGAAGAGUGGCACCUCUGCUGGCCUCAAGUGGGUCAAGAACCAGUACCAGAAGAGGACUUCCAAGUGAAAUCAUGAUGACUCAUUCUGUUCACAAAAAAAAAAAACGCUCAAAGUGUGGUCUCAAACUCAUGCUUUUUUAUUGAACAUUAUAUAUCUUGGAUAGUUUUUUCUUUUUAAAUGUCAUUGUUCUUUCAUAAACUAUACUGAAUUUUUAUUCAAUAUUGAUUAUAUGGUGUGGCUGUAAUUUUAGAACAAUCCGGGUAUAUUUGUUUAUAAAAGAAUGUAGGGCGUUGAUGAGUUUCACUCUA